Messenger RNA from Cutaneotrichosporon cavernicola, 1581 nucleotides. RefSeq lists its product as uncharacterized. Lineage: Eukaryota; Fungi; Basidiomycota; Tremellomycetes; Trichosporonales; Trichosporonaceae. Bases 1 to 1581 code for a protein of 526 amino acids. The transcript is spliced from 2 exons. The record is from RefSeq and is a predicted model, not a curated record.
AUGUCUGUGGCUGUCGUCACCAGCCAAAGCUUCCAUUCCCACCACCACGAUGGCGACGGUGUGCAGUUCCUCAACUUUGGUACAGCAACGAACGAUGGCAGGCCGGUCGACUCGGAUAGCCUAUUCUGCAUCGCCUCCAACUCGAAGCUUUUCACGGCAUUAUCCGUGCUCAAGAUGAUCGACGACGGCGUCACCGUCCCAAACGGGGCGCUGCUCACCCUCUCCACAAAGGUUAAAGACGUGCUCCCCGAGUGGGACCUGAUGGACGAGUACGCGGCUAGUACCGCUGACAUUGCCGACCUCAUGUCCAUGCGCUCUGGCAUGCCCUCUCACGACUUUUCGUACGACAACGUUCUGCCUGCCGAGACAGUCGCUAACCUCGCACGACUCCGGCCCUCGGCCGAGUUCCGCCAAGUCUUCCAGUACCAGAACGGUCACUACGUUGCACUUGCCCAUAUGGUUCCGACUCUCACUGGUGUACCAUUCAUCCAAUACGUUGAAAAGCACUUCUUCGCACCCCUCGGUAUGUCAGCGACGACGUACAACCACACCGCGGCCGCAGCCAGCGGGCACCGUACAGACGGACACACGCAUACGGGGUUGAAUAUGACCGAGUGUGUAGCCAAGUCUACGCUCGGAAAUCACAAGAAGCGUCACAAGAGCUGCCACGGGAGUAUUGCGCCGUUCGGAUGGUUCACGGACACUGAUGGUACCGUCAAUGCUGGCCCGGGUGGGAUAAUCAGCUCAGCACGCGACGUUGCGCGCUGGCUUGCAGAGCUCCUUGACCCUCAAGUCGUGCCUGCCCAUCUCCUAGCCGCGGCUGCGGAGCCACGCGUUGUCGUGGGCAACAAGUCGAUGCCUGGCGCGGACAAUCUGCCCUCUCUCUACGGUGCUGGUCAGUUCAUCCACUCGUACCGCGGCCAUCGGGUCGUCAGCCACACGGGCGGGGUUCCUGGCCAACAGACGCUCAUCGCGCGCCUGCCAGAGGCGGGGAUGGCAGUGGCGGUCCUAACGAAUGACGCCGACUUUGGGUCCUACGCCUUCCACACCGUGUUCGCGGCGAUCGUGGACAACAUGCUGGGCCUCAAGCCUCUGGAUGUGGAGACAGAAUGGUUCCGGCGGUACACGGCCAAUGCCUUUGGACCGAUUAAGAAGAACGGAGCUGAGCCAGCGUAUGGCUUUGGCGCAGUGCCAGGGAGAUACAAAGGGGCGGGAUAUGGGACGCUUAAGCUUGAGCCCCUCAACCACGGCGAUCCUGUACAUGCUCGCCUUCCGCUCGAGCUGGCACGUUUCGGAAUGGCUAGCAAGCACGUCUUUGUAGCACCGUACCACCGAAUCUUCGGGACCCACCUGGUGUUCACCCACUGGGACGGGCCGCACUUCAACUGGACGGUGUUGAUCGCGCGGCACCCGGAUCAAGGCUUUGGAAAGGGUACGCUGGCCAACGGGCCUGCGAUCAUCACGCCAACGGGCAUCGGUAUGUUUGGCGGGUUCAGUGUGCCUGGGGAGGGGGCACCCCACAAGCAUCUUGCCGUGGAGACAUGUGAGGAGGGGAGCGAGGUGUGGUUUGCACGCAAGUAA